GUGUGGGGUUGUGAUUAGUUAUGGAAUUAAGUGGUGGGUGGAGAAGUUUUAGUGAACUGCUAGUUUUGGCUCUUGUAAGAAGAUUUUUGGCUACCCAAAUUUUUGUAUUUUUCCCUAUUUUAAUCAAAAUUUUUAUUUUAUUCUUUGCAAGAGAAUGAAAUCGUUGCUCUUUUAAUAAAAGACCCUUGUUAAGGGUGAAAAAGACAUUAUUAUUAACGGCAACACAUCCUAAAGUCAUUUUGCAAACAAGAGAAUGUCGUUGCUCUCUUUUUAACAAAUGACCCUUGUUAAGGGUGAAAAAGGACUGAAAAAAAUAUAACAUAUCCCCUAGUCAUUUUUCAAGAAAACGGAUACACACUUUACAAUAGGAAGUCUAGGGGGAGGGGGUCCUCUAUCGAAUGGUCACUUAACUAUCAAAAAAAUUCAGUAAAUGAUGUUCCUUACAAUUAGAAAAAUUCUUUUUGGCUUUUCAAAUGUUUUCCUAAAAUUUAUUUCAACCAAAAUUUUUUUUCUAGAUAAAAAUGAAGAGAGCGCGUGAAUGUGUUGAGGAUAAUGACCUUCCAGCAAAUUGUCAACAAUUAUUGUAUAUUUUGCAUGAAUGUAGACGCAAUUCAAUUGAUCCUAGAGCCCGUUUUAGAGGAAGAAGAGGGGAUAUGUAGACAAAAUGUGAUUGAGUGAGGGUAUAUUUUUUGUUUAGAAAAAAUUUUAAUUUUUUUUUAAUUUUUUGAAAAAUAAAAAAAUUUUUU
This is a messenger RNA of Meloidogyne enterolobii, 746 nucleotides long. Lineage: Eukaryota; Metazoa; Nematoda; Chromadorea; Rhabditida; Meloidogynidae. The record is from the annotation of a GenBank genome assembly.